GGGACCUUCAAGCUCCCCUAAAGCUACGCACUGAAUUGUAUUCAGCAGCUAAAAAGUCACAAAAAUCAUUGGUUUCUGCAAAUUUCAUUUCCUUAUCCUGAUUCAACAUAUUCUAAAGUUGAUUUGUGGAGAAAAUUAUGACGGGUGAAUGCCUAAUGGCACAUUUUCAGGUCGAUAUCAAUGGCAAUGCCGAUGAUUUGUUCCGAAAAAUGAAGAAGGGGUCCAUGUAACGUAGCCUACCGUCUGUAGGGUAGGUCUAGAUCUACAUGCGAAGUAAUGUGCAGUGUGUAUCGCGUGUGUAUUUGACUGAUUUGAACACGUUGCAUUGCAGGUCUAACUGUAACAUAGGCUAGAGUGUUCUAGAUCUAGGCCUAUGUGAAUUGUGAUUUGUAUGGUGCGUAGCUUUGGCCUUAAAGGUAAUGGACAGUAGUGGUAGCAAAAUGAAAGUUGGCAUGAAACUGCUCAAAUAUAGACCUAGGCCUAGUGACUAGUCUGAUAUUGUUCGGUUUGCAUACAAAAAUACAUGAGUGAGAUAAUCUGGUAUUCUCUUCACGAUUUCCGGUGAUUUUCAGCUAAAUAAUUCAAAUGAUCGUAUAUCAACCGUCACCUUAUAUGAUGCCUGUCCCUAAAUACCGACCUCUUAACAGUUUCCCGUCCUACUACAGAAAAAGUUCUCUAUAAAAAUUUCUUCAAAUGUUACUGACUUAUACUUUUAGGGAAAAUACUGCUCCAUAUGGUCCACUUUAAUACAUUAAAGUCACGAAUGUAGGCCUACGCCAAUUUGGAAUGGCCGUCAGAACAGAAAACCCUUGCAUAUUUCUUGAAAUAAAAGAUGGUGUCUUAAUACCGACCUUUCAAAUUGACAAUGAAAAUAAUUUGAAAAUUUAGAUGAAAAUAAGUUAAAUUUGAAAUCAAAUAGAACUUCAAUCGAUUCUCCAGAUGUCAAUUACCCGGAUUCGUGUAGUUUUUUUAUAGAUAAAAUACAGCUUCGAAAAUGUAAUUUUUUUCUUGAAACAUGGGCAAAUUAGUACUUUUCUAAAUUUGGUCUAAUCUUUGCUUUCCAAUGACAACUUUUCUCAUAUGAUUUUUAUUAGCAAUCAUAUAAGUCCCAAAAGAGAAUCGACACAAUGCACAGACAAGCAUUAUCCAGUCUUUUCCCAGUAGUCUGUAGCAUACAGACACUAUUUCAUUCUAUUCCUUUUGCCAGUAACUGAAUAGAUAAACAUGUAUUCAUAUCAAAAGAGGGUACGUGUAGCUGAAAAGGUGUUUAAAAUGGUUGGAUGUGGUUGAUUCAUGAACAGCUAAGAUACACAUUUUAAUGAAUUUUUCAGAAGUUGAUUGCUAAAUUGGGUCAAGUAUGCACUUUUCAUUUGCUAAUCUGUCUAGGGAGAUUUUUAACUUUCUCUUUUUGGUGUAUGAUUUCAUUUCUUAAUAUGUUAUUUAAAUAAGUUUAAUUUACAUGUGACACUAAUUAGAAAAAUACUGUUUUAUUUAACAGGAUCUGUGGUUUGACCCCAAUGAUGCCACAAAGGGGUACCUUGCUACGAAGCUCAAUACAAUGAGGAGGAGUUUACCUCCAGAUCAGUUGCAGCGUCCACGCACCAAGACGGACCAAAAACCACAGAAGACACCGCAGAAGGCAGGGAAUUCCAAGUCCAAGACACCAAAGCGCACCCAUGCACAUCUAGAGGAAAUUCCUCAAGUGGAGGAGGAAGAGUUGAUUCUUUUUUGCAAAAGAGCUAGUAUUGACAACAGAAAGCAAAUUCUUCAAGCCAUGGAACAGUCCUUUCAGAACAGGAGGAAUUGGAUUAUGGAGGAAUAUCCAACAGUCGGAGAGAUCCUCGCUCGAUACCCUCGAUUCCAAGAUUUCCCAACUGCGUUGCAGCAGGAAUUCCAUCUCUUAUUUCCUGAUGCAGCAGCUAGACUCAUUUCAACCUGGGAAACGCGGUUUUCCCCAUUCAUCCUGAAAGUAGGAGAAUUAUCCAGACUUCCUAAACUCCAAACACUGAUGGAUGAGAACAAGAAGACCAAGGAUGCACACAAUGGAACACCUGAUGCCCUGUUUGCUUACAAAGUACUGAUAUACCUUCUCCCAUCACACGCAGGGAAGAAAUCUUCAAUUUCAGAUGCUCUCUCAUACUUCAUGGUCACAAGACCGAACGGAACCGCUGUGGCGAGUUUUCUCGUUGAGAAAACGGAUCAAAAGAGAACCCAGCCGUACCUGCUUCGCAUAGGAGAUGGCUUCACAUCCCCGUUGACUUUCUUCAUCAUUGUUGAUGGGAAAGCCGUACCCUGCGAGAGUGAUGCUACUCAAGCAGUUGAUGCUCUAUUCAAGAGCCACUACAUUUUUAACAUUGAGUAUGCAGAUGAGCUGAAGGGAUUCUAUGCAUUCUUAGAGCACUUCGUGUAUGGAAUCGGGGUUUCUACUGAUCACAUUCCUGUCCGUGCACGUGAACUUAUGGCAAGCAUAACAGCAUUGGCUCGCACCCAAAGCCAUUAAUCAUUUCCAACUUCAACUGGAAGAACUGGACAUCGGUUUUCUUGCCUAUGUAUGGAGAAUCAUUACAUUUCAAAGUAAACCUUUCCCUAUUCGCAACCAUUUUUUAAUACAGGUAGUUCCUAGUCAAUGCAUCUGGGAGAGUAUUCCGUAUUCUAUCCUUGGAUUUAGUUGACGAAUACAGUAUGUAUCAAAUUAGGGCUUAUUUUAGGCCUGUAUGGUGUGAAAGUCUCAACAUGCUUUUGAUAUGGCUGUCAAUAGUUCCAUGGUAUAGAUCAUUCUAGUUUUUGAUUCAUGUGAAAAUGUCAGCAUACAUGGAUUUAUUCUGUUAAAUUUGUCUCGUAGUUCUGAAUACAUACACACCUGUAUAACAUUUGUCUGAAUUGUGUGUAAGUGGGGAAUCUUUAUCAUUGGAACCUGCGUAGUAUAGCAGUGUUUUAUACAUACAUGAAUAUUUGAUUCAACUGAUGACUGUAUAAUGUUUGGGUACAUCAGAUAAUAUUAUUCAUUGUGAAAUCCUGGGGACAUGCACAAUGAGCCAUUCCAACACCCUUUAUUAGUAGCUUUUUCUCAUAUUUUUCUUUUUAAGAAUUAAAGUAAUUUCUUGUCAGUGUGAAUUCCCCUUUAAGCAGUAGAUAACUGAGACUAUGGUAUGUAUUGUUGAAAUCUGUAUGUAUACAGUAUAUAAUUCCAUGUUCAGAACUUUUCUAUCUAGUUUCCAGAAAUGUAAAUUUUAUGACAUCUGCAACAGCUUAUACACAUUUUUAUUGGAUGCUUUUUUUUUUUUUUUGCUUUAGUAAUUUCCCCCAUGGUUUCCCAUUCUCUCCAUUCCUUCACUCAGUCUUCUAGGAAGCAGAGUGGGUGGUUACCUAGAUAAUUGUAUGAUUCUGGUGUCUUUUGCUUUUGUCUUUUUUUUUUUUUUUGGUUUUGUUUUGGGUUUUUUUUUUUAUGGCAUCUCUUAAUAGUUUCCACCAUGGUUUCCCAUUCUCUCCAUUGUUUCAGUCUCCUAGCAAGCAGAAUGGGUGGUUACCUAGUGUACGAUCCUGGCGUCUCUUGCUGUUGUCUGUGUUUUGUUUUGUUUUUUUUUUUUUGUUUUUUUUGGGGGGGUUAGUAGUUUCCCCCAUGGUUUCCCAUUCUCUCCAUUGUUUCAGUCAUCUAGCAAGCAGAAUGGGUGGUUACCUAGUGUACGAUCCUGGCGUCUCUUGCUGUUAUUUGGUUUUUUUUUUUGGGGGGGGGGUCAGUAGUUUCCCCCAUGGUUUCCCAUUCUCUCCAUUGUUUCAGUCAUCUAGCAAGCAGAAUAGGUGGUUACCUAGUGUACGAUCCUGGCGUCUCUUGCUGUUGUCUGGUUUUUUUUUUUUUUUUGGGGGGGGGGUAGUAGUUUCCCCCAUGGUUUCCCAUUCUCUCCAUUGUUUCAGUCAUCUAGCAAGCAGAAUGGGUGGUUACCUAGUGUACGAUCCUGGCGUCUCUUGCUGUUGUUUGGUUUUUUUUUUUGGGGGGGGGUCAGUAGUUUCCCCCAUGGUUUCCCAUUCUCUCCAUUGUUUCAGUCAUCUAGCAAGCAGAAUAGGUGGUUACCUAGUGUACGAUCCUGGCGUCUCUUGCUGUUGUUUCGUUGUUUUUUUUUUUUUUUUUGGGGGGGGUCAGUAGUUUCCCGCAUGGUUUCCCAUUUUCUCCAUUGUUUCAGUCAUCUAGCAAGCAGAAUGGGUGGUUACCUAGUGUACGAUCCUGGCGUCUCUUGCUGUUGUCUUUUUUUUUUUUUUUUUGUGUUUUUUUUUUUGGGGGGGGGUAGUAGUUUCCCCCAUGGUUUCCCAUUCUCUCCAUUGUUUCAGUCUUAUAGCAAGCAGAAUGGGUGGUUACCUAGUGUACGAUCCUGGUGUCUCUUGCUGUUGUCUGUUUUUUGUUUGGUUUUUUUAUUUUUUAUUUUUUUUUUGGGGGGGGGGUUGUAGUUUCCCCCAUGGUAUCCCAUUCUCUCCAUUGUUUCAGUCUUCUAGCAAGCAGAAUGGGUGGUUACCUAGUGUACGAUCCUGACAUUUCAUCUUCUUGUCCAGUGUUGUGGUACUUUAAAUCAUAUUUAGAAGUUUCCUACAGUAUUGCAUUAUCUUUGAACUAUCAUAAGAUUCUUAACCAAGAAUGCUGAGGCUAUUUAAUGAGGGAGAGUAUAUUUGGUUCAGUAAUCAAGUUUGUAUAGGUGUUCACCAAUCCGUCUGUUACUUGUCAUGGUGAAGCUACUCCCUAUUGCAGUUGAGUAAUCAUUUAUCCCUUUGCAGUUGAUUAAUUCUUUAUCAGAAUCGUGGCUAAUUGAAAUAGGCAUGUGAUGUGAAACUCUUGACCCUGAAUAUGCUUUCGACAUUGGGGUGGCAUGAGCCCCCUUCCAUAUCAUAUGAAAACAAGUGAAAAGUAACAAUUUCCAUGAGAAUGUGUAGGUAAUAGAUUUAUUUUAUCAAAACAGUAUAUUUUGUGAUGUGGAGCUGAUGUUCUAACGUAAUGAGGUCAAGGUAAAAGGAUAGUUUUAAAAAAAUGAUGAAAGAAGUGCUUAAUGGAUCAUUUCAUAAUUGAUUCAUUGAGCUCAAAUUUUUAAAGAAACAUCCACACAUCUGUCAUUGCAACAUUGCUUUUAUGUGAUAUCUUUCAUAACCAGGGACACAAUACUUGCAUGUUAGGCAUCCUGGAAAGGAUGCUUCAUGAUGAAGUAUGAUGCCCACAUACAAAAUUCAGUCUUGUUUUUAUAUAUUUCUGCUGUUCUGCAUCAAUUUUACCUACACAAACAUUAAAAACAUCCAAAGAUAAAUACAAAGCAUCAUUUCUGAUAGUUGUUUUCAUUUGAAAUUGUAAAUUAAUUUGAUGCUAGAUCCCCUCUAUCCCACUACUGAACUUCCCCAUUAAGCUGUAGAUGAUUGAGAAUAUCUUAUGUACAGUUUAUAUCUGUAUGUUUACAGUAUAAUUGAAUGUUCAUGAAUUUUUCUAUCAAGUUUCCAGAAAUUUGAAUUUUUUAUGACAUUUGCAACAGUUUAUACAUAUUCAUAUUUGAUGCGUUUUACUUAGACAAAUUUAAAAUCGAUUGUUAUAAAAUUUGCAACAACACUCACUUUUUUGUUGCAUUCAUUUAAAUUUGUCAAAGUUGAUACUGAUUUUUAUGGCAUUUGUAACAACUUGUAUUGGAUUAGAUGCAUUUGAAUUUGACAAAUUUGAAAUGGAUUGUCAUGACAUUUGCAAUAACUUAUAUUAUUGAUUGGAUGCAUUUGGAUUUGACAAAUUUGAAAUGGGUUUUUUGUGCAUUUGCAACAACUUUCACAUUUUUGAUUGAGUGAAUGUAAAUAAAUAUUUAGCUCUUGCAAUCAUUUGAACUG
Messenger RNA from Lytechinus variegatus (green sea urchin), 5841 nucleotides. RefSeq lists its product as uncharacterized. Lineage: Eukaryota; Metazoa; Echinodermata; Echinoidea; Temnopleuroida; Toxopneustidae. The record is from RefSeq and is a predicted model, not a curated record. The transcript has 5 exons. The coding region runs from base 1559 to 2500 and encodes 313 amino acids.